AUAAAUCAUCGUGAAAAAAACUUUUGAUGUGAAUAUUACGAAGAACCAAUAGUCAUAUGUCUGAUUAGAGGUAGGUACCUAAUUGCAUGUUUUAUCAAUCAUGACCGAACUCUUACAGAAGGUGGUUGUAUUAACAACUCUUUUCAUUUUGGUGCAUUCAGAAAGUGUCGCUAAGAUCCUGAGUUACAAGAAUGAUUUGACAAAGGAUGGUUAUGAUUUCGCAUUCGAGUCAAGCGAUGGCAUCAAAAGAUCAGAACAUGGUGAGGUAUCGCCUGACGGAAAAGAAGGUGCCCUGAACGUGAUGGGAGAUUAUUCUUAUAUCUCUCCAGACGGAACUCCAGUUCACGUCUAUUACGUAGCAGGAGAAGGAGGAUAUAGACCGAAAGUUAUGAUUGGACAAAUAGCUAGACCACCUCCACCACGACCAGCAUAUUUCGAACCAACAAUAACAUCUUCGUCACCCAGACCAACAUUUCCAACCAUCACAACUUCAUCACCAACAAUCUAUCGAACAACAUCGACACCUUUCCGACUACCCACAAGACCACCUCACAUACCAUCAGCUGCAAGGAAUUCGUUGAUAGGAGGUGGUAUUGAUGUAUUGGACAAGGAUUUUUUGUAUAUGAUGAUGCCAAAAUUCGCAUAUCGGCCAUUGAUCAUGAAUAUGCAUGCGAAAUUUCCAAUGAAAAUCCUUCCUGCAAUACGCAGAAAUCCUCAUCUUCCUCCUAAUGUCUAUAACCUUUUAUAGAUCGUAGAGGGUGAUUCUUCAAUUAACGUGCAAUGUAUUUCGUUCAGUUUACAUACAAAAGUAAAAUGUUUUGCAUUUUU
Messenger RNA from Phaedon cochleariae (mustard beetle), 828 nucleotides. NCBI's taxonomy places the organism in Eukaryota, Metazoa, Arthropoda, Insecta, Coleoptera, Chrysomelidae. The record is from the annotation of a GenBank genome assembly.